Messenger RNA from Caenorhabditis elegans, 1670 nucleotides. Lineage: Eukaryota; Metazoa; Nematoda; Chromadorea; Rhabditida; Rhabditidae. The record is from the annotation of a RefSeq genome assembly.
AUCAUUCGUCGCUUCAAGUUCAUGAGAGAAUGUCGUCACCUGUCGAGCAGAUGGAGAAUGUGGAGUACGGUAAGCCCAACCCGAACCGACGGACGAUAAAGCUUUUCGCGGAGUACGAUGCUCUGUACGAGAAGCAGCAUAACGAUAUGGAUGUGAACAAACCGAUGGAGCUGUUGGAGCAAUCGGAAGUGUUUGGAAUAUAUUCUCCAACCACCAUGGAGAUUAUUUCGAUUGCGAAGGAAGAAGGAGAUGUUCUCAGCGACCAAUCAUUGAAUUUUCUCAAUGAAGCGCUGAAAUAUACCGUCGUUCCACAAGGAUAUUCUCCACAAUGAAGUGAUGCUCUAAACACUGAAAAACGUCGCCAGUGUCACAAAGGAUUUCCUUGGCGCGGGAAAGAUUAUUUUUGACAAGUUUCCCAAGUUUCUUCAGAUCUUUGGACCACUCGGAUCACUUAUCAAAGACAUUAUCGACAUGGCGAAACCAGAAAAGAAAGACCCUGUGCUUGAAGAGUUGGGAAAUCUCAAGGGUCAACUUCAAUCGCUCUCGCAAAAGAUGGUCGUCCAAUUUGACGAAUUAAAAUCGUUCAUGGUGGAGAAAGAUUUCUAUAAUAAUUAUGCUCACAAGGCUUCUCUUCUUUUCGAAUACAUGAUGGACUGUGCGACUGUUGACAAGAAAGCGAAGGAACGAUUUGAAGAAUGCUACAAGGAAAUGAAGCCAGAGAGAUAUGUCACAGAAAUGAUGAUCAAGCUGGAGUCGGACGUGACGAACCCUCUCAAAGUGAUUAUGGCGGGAGACGAUCUGACUUCAAAAGCAACAUUUGAAAAGUGGAAAAGCGUGCUCGCAAGCACACUUGCACAAUUCUUGAUGUUGGAAUGCUUCGCUAUGGGACUUCUUCAUCCAAAAGACGAAAGUGACAGUAAGAAAAUCAUGGAAAAGAUGACUUACUACUCUACGCUGGUCCAACAAUGGGAGAAGCAUUAUUUGAACGAUAGACCAUACUGGCAAAAACUCAAAAAGUAUGUGCAGAGAAUUCAAUUCGUUUAACAAGGACGAAGACAUGGCCGACGCGCUCUUGAAAGGAUUCGAGACCAUUUUCACAAAUGACAACUUCUAUAUAUGUGUUUUCGACAGAAACGUUCACUGCGAUUAUCACGCAGUGAAACCCGAAAUGGUGUUCGUCUCGACGAAUAACGGAAAGUUCAACGUGAUCAUUUCUCGUGCAUUUGAGCACAAUGAGUCGACAUGUUUGCAAUGGUGGGAAAAACUUUACGAUAUCAAGGAUCGGAAGGUUAAAGUAGGAAACAUUUUCUACUCUUUGACAAUUCAUAUGAAAGAAUUCCUUCAAUCGGCUGUGGUAUCAUAUGCAAAGAACGAGUUCAAGGGAUGCUCGUACUUCUUGGCGAUUACUUCCCAAGAUGUGGCUGUCAGAUGGACGAAAAAAAAUGAGGCUGCUAACUAUAAGGGUCCAGGAUUCUUCAAUUGGGAUGGAGAACUGAUGGUUUACAAUGUCCUUAAUGCCAAGUGGUUUAUGCUCUACAUGGUUGGAGAGUAAUUUUCCCUGUAGUCGUUUCAGUUCAAACUUAGUUUAGCGCGUCAGAAGAACUUUUUCGAACUUUUAUUUUGUGUUGUAAAUGUAUGAUUUGUAAAAUUUAAUAGUAAAAUGUUCCAUU